AUGCCACCCAGACGCCAACCGCAGCGCAAGACUCAGACUCAGAAUGCAUUAGACAGCGAGACCAUUGCUAGAAGAACGCAGAAGCAUCUCGAUGAGCUUGAGCGAUCAAACUACUCCGAAGCGGCCACCUCGCAUCUCGAAGGGGACGAGGACGAAGGUGAAGGAAGCAGCAAGAAUCGGAAGGGUCGCGCGCGAGUGCCAAUCUCGGAUAAGAGACAAGAGGCAUUGGACGGCAAGAAGAAGAAGUCAUCGCACGACGUGCGAAGCGCGGUCCUGUACCGCAAGAACUUGGCCACGCUCAUCGACGAGUCGGGAAUAGCGGACCUUCCGCCCACAGUGCCGACGUACUUGACGGCUGCGGCAGCGCCUUCACCGGCGCCGGCGCGGAUGUUGUGCAGCGUAUGCGGAUAUUGGGGCAAUUACCGCGAGCUAGUCGUCGUACAAGUCAAAGUGGACGCCGUCGAGGACUUCGGGGAGGAGAAAGGGGCGAGUCGGCCGACGCACGGCCGAUGCCGUAGCGAGCGUGGCGCGUCAUAG
Messenger RNA from Peniophora sp. CBMAI 1063, 537 nucleotides. NCBI's taxonomy places the organism in Eukaryota, Fungi, Basidiomycota, Agaricomycetes, Russulales, Peniophoraceae. The record is from the annotation of a GenBank genome assembly.